GACAACGCGACGUUCUUCGCGGCGCCACGGGCUGCCCCGGCGAAGAGUGGCGGUGGCAGCCGCGAGGUGCUUCCGGCCUCGCUGGCCUCUUGGGUGAGCUGGGAGCGCAGGCUGCCAAAGUGGUGCGAGUGGUUCCUGAAGGUGCCCGCGGGCACCUACGUGAACGUCCCUCUCCUCUCGGAGCGCCUGAGGUGUCUGGGCUCUUCGAGGCUGCUGAGGAGGUCGUACCUCGGGGUCGCCCAGGCCCUGGUCCUGGAGGAGCGGCUGUCGCCCGUGUGGCUGCCUGCCGCCCAGGCUGGGAUCGCCGUGCACCGGGAGCUGCUGGAUCAGCUGCCCCAGAUGUUCCUCGCGUGCGCCCGAGAAGGAUUCCACACGCCCCUGACCAGGCAGGAGGGCGGCGCACUCGGGCUGUGCCUCUCGAUGCACAACGUCGCGCUGCAGCCCUGGGUCGACUCGGCGGAGGAGGCGUUCUUCGACUCCGAGGCGACGGAGGGCCAGAGCACCUGGGCGAGGCUGCAGGGCGCGCUCGACGUGGGCGCCGGGCGCAUCAGCAGGGCGCAGUGCCUUCUCGUGGCUUCUGGGCUCUCCGGGCCGCAGCUCGAGGACCUGCACCGCCUCGUGGGGAAGAGCAGGCGGUGGUUCAAGAACCAGGGGUGCGUACCCGGGGGCGUCUCGCUGCCAGAGCUCGCGGUCCAGCAGGUGGUCGUGGGCGGCACUGCUAUGUCCGAGCCUCUGAUCUCGGUCGCUGUCCGCCGCGCCCUACAGGACUGCCUGGUCCGCGACGCGUUCGUCUCGUUGAGCGUCCAGCCACGCGUUGAGACGGCCUCGGCGAUCCCAGAGUCGCCUGCGGCUUUGGUCACGGAGUGGAUCCAACCGCGGCUGCUCGAGGGCCCCGCAGCAGCGCUUUUGGGCCGCGGUGGUCACGAGCUGUGCGUGUUCGUGCUAGCCACAGCCGCGUCGCAGCGAUACGUGGAUGAUGCUGCCGCUGUGCUGAGGAGCUGGGCGGCGGAGGGCCCAGCCAGGCCCUCCGGAGUGGAGGUGUUUCUGGUCUCGCGCACUGUACCGGCUCCCGAAAGCAUGGCCCUCCGGCUACCAGGCGAUGCGGACUUGGGUUUUCUCCAUAACGGCGUGCGCGCCUUCUACCUCUGGAGGUAUCUGGCCAAGCACCACGCAGACAGUUGCAACUGGUUCAUGAAGGUGGACGCGGACACUUUCGUGAACUUGUGGGCCGUCAAGGAGCGCUUGGCGAGGUAUUUCAACGCCUCGGAGCACAACUACCUCGGCUCCUUGAAGGCCACGCUGACGGGGUCGGGACGGCACAUGAGCUUCGCGACGAACGUGGCCGUCCUGAGCGGGGGCCUGUUGCGGGACGCUGGGCCGUGGCUGCGGCAGUGCAGCGAGGACCUGAUCCGCAGGAAACUCGGCAGGGGCGCCGAAGACCUCGACCUGGCCUGGUGUCUGGACCUGCAUGGCGGGCUGUCCCCAGGCUUCCUGGGGGCACGGCGCGAGCUGCUCAGCCGCAACAUGGCCUUCGCAGCAGGGGCUGGACGGCUGCUGGGCGCCAGCGGCAUCUGCGCGCUGUUUUUGCACCCUGUGCACGCGGAAGAAAUGGACAGGGUGAAUGCGGAGUUGUUGCAAUUGCGUGGGCAUAUUGUGCAGUGGCUGCAGAGCAAAGACUUGGGGGUGUCGCAUUAUUGCGAUUGGCCAGAGGACGCCCCAAACAACGACUCUAGGUGGGCCGAGUACAUGCAAGAUAACUUCUUCAUCGGCAACGGCUCUCACGACUGCUGGGACAACGACUUCAACUGGCAUGCUUGUUGCAACCCCCGAGUGUGGGGCCGGGAGGGCAACGUGGGGUGUUGGGACGAGGAGCACACGCAUAAGAGGUGUUGCGGCCAGGAGCCAGCGCGUACUGCCGCCAGCUUCGCCCCCAGCUCGGCCGCGGACGCCUCCGCCAGCGCGGGGUCGCAGGGCCCACCGCCGCGGGACGCCUCGCCUGGUGACGCGCCUGCGCCGCUGGCGCACGCAGAGGACGCCGCUUCACCAGCCAGCGGCACAAUCACACCGCUGGCGCCCGCAGUAGACGCAGAGGGCAACUCGAAGUGCUGGGCGCAGGGCGGCUUCACACACGCGCUCUGCUGCGGGGGGCUCGCCGACUCCACGGAGUGCUGGGUCUGGCCCUACACCCCCGACUUCUGCUGCCGAAAGCCCCGCGCGCCCCGCGGCCCGGUGCGGCCCAGAUGCGGCCAGGGCGGCGGGGAGCUGCUGGCAUGCACGAAGUCGCUGGACGAGAUCGGCGCUCUCUUUGAGGCUUCGGUCAUCGGCGGCGGCGACAAGGCCAGCGGCUGGCACGACUACUUGGGUGCCUAUGAGCGGGUACUGCUGCACCUGCCCAUCUCCGCUAACGUGCUCGAGCUCGGCGUCCGUUCCGGCUCCUCCUUGGCCAUGUGGGCGGAGUACUUCCCUUUCGGCAGCAUCGUGGGGGUCGAUAAGAACACCGCCACUUUUGAGCGGGCCCGGCCACUGCUGGAGAACCACGGCGCCCUCUCGCGAGGCAACGUGCACGUUGUGCAGGCAAACGCCUCGAGCGCCUCUGUCCUGGACAGGCUACGCGAGGCCGGUUUCGAUGCCGGCUUUGCGGACGUGGUGGUGGAUGACGCGAACCAUUGGGCGAAGGACCAGAUCGCGCGAUUCGAGAUAUUGUUCCCGACAGCGCUACGCAGGGGAGGAGUCUACAUCAUCGAGGACGUGCACAUCCAGGCGCCCUACACCCACGACGGCGAGGCGGUGCGCGCGUACUUUACGAAGCUGAGCGAGUCCGCGUACCUCACCAAGGACGAGAUCCUGGUGGGGGCUCACCAGAUAGAGGCCCGAAGAGAUGCCUCCACGGACUGGCGGCACCAGGUUGAGUCUGUGACGUUCAUGCGGGACGUGGUUGUGAUUACGAAAGCCGCGUGA
Messenger RNA from Prorocentrum cordatum, 2958 nucleotides. The record is from the annotation of a GenBank genome assembly. Lineage: Eukaryota; Dinophyceae; Prorocentrales; Prorocentraceae.